AGUAAAAAAGUAAAAAGAUCAAGUUGUCAGCUCAAUGUCUUGUCGAAUAAUACAUUUUAAUUUAAAUUUUAAUGGAAAGCUUUGAAUAUUCUUAAAUCAAUUCUGGCAUUGAUUGGUUAACAAUUGUGAGUGAAAUAUUAGCUUAUUCAUUUAUGUUUACGUGGACGAGGGUCUAAAACGUUUAUUAUAUUGUAUCCCGCUGAGAAUUUCUUGUUGAUUCCAUCGCAAUUGCAACAUGGAGUUGUCACAUAGCCUUACGUUGAACGAAGACGCUCUAAGUCAGAUACCAGAGCAAAAACGUCCGGUAUUCAUCUUUGAGUGGCUUCGUUUCUUGGACAAGGUUCUCGUGGCAGCUCAAAAGUCGGAUAUAAAAGGCUGCCAAAAGAAACUAGUGGAACAGCUGACACAACAUAUACAAGACUCUCCGGGACCUCCAAUGCGAAAACUAAUCGCUCGAUGUCUUGCAACCUUGUUCUCUGUUGGUGAUACCUUUUUGUUGUUUGAAACCGUGAACAAAUGUAACGACAUUUUAAAGAACAAGGAUGAUUCGCCGAGCUACUUGGCAACCAGACUUGCGGCUAUUUGUGUCGUCGGUUGUAUGUACGAAAAACUAGGACGAAUGAUGGGGCGUUCCUAUGAAGAUACAGUACAAAUUUUGAUAAAAUCUUUAAAGAACGCUGAAUCACAAGUGCGAAUCGAAAUAAUGCUGACGUUGGAAAAGGUGUGCUCUGGAAUGAGUUCAGCGAUUUCUAAUGUCCAUAAGGACAUAUAUAAAGCAGUUCGAUAUUGUCUUACGGAUCGUGUCAUGGCAGUUCGUGUAGCUGCUUCAAAUUGUUUACUUGAAAUGACCAAACAUGCCCCGUUUCUGUAUACCACAGAACUUGAGAGUCUAGCAGCCUUGUGCUUUCGAGCAUUCGACAGCUGUAACUACGAAGUGAGAUGCGCUGUUGCUAAACUUUUAGGAACUUUGAUUGCAUGUACACAAAAUGGAAGUAUAAAAAAAUUCACUAAUAUGACAUCUUCGGCAUCGAGCACUAGAUCUUUUCGCCCGAUAUCUUUAGAUGAAGCGUUAGGUGUUUUAAUGGCUGGUUUUCUCCGUGGUGGAGUGUCGUUCCUCAAAGGAACAGGAGAAAUUAUCAAGGGAAGCUCAGGAGUUAACCGCGAAGUUCGGGUUGGUGUAACUCAUGCGUAUGUGGUUUUCGUGCAAACUAUGGGCGGCCUAUGGUUAGAACGUAACCUGCAAGCAUUUUUAAUACACGUUCUAGACCUUGUUGCAAAUCCUAAAGCUGCUUCGUCCCACAUGGAUGCUGUAUACUCGAGAAAGUGUACUAAUUUUAUGUUGCGUUCAGUGAUAGGAAAAAUGCUUGGAGAAAAAGCACAAGCAUCAGCCUGCAAGGAGUUAAUCCAUAUCAUAGCGAAACAGAUGAACUCUAUCGAUUUCAAUCCAGAGAACGCGAAAGAUUCAAACCAGGAAACAUUAUUUAGUCAACAUUUACUGGUGUGUGCGCUGCAGGAACUUGGUAGUUUGGUGCUGCUUUUAGGAACGACAGCACAAAAUCUACUCACCGAUCAGUCACUGAAUUUCAUCGAUGCAACUUGUGCAGUGUUAAUUCAUCCUUGCCUGGCUGCCAGACUAGCGGCCGCUUGGUGUUUGAGGUGCGUCUGCGUUGCUGUACCUAGCCAGAUCACACCUCUUGUUGAUCGAUUUAUAGAGGCUAUCGAGAAAAUGCGAACCUCACCAGAUGCUAUAUCUGGUUAUAGCAGCGCGCUAGCCGCUGUAUUGGGAGGCGUAAGAUAUUCGCCACUAGGCAUUCCGCAUACAAGAGGAAAGGUGAUAUUUAAUACUGCAGAAGAACUGUUACGAACAGCGAGUCAAAAUAGCCGAUUAUCCCUGAACAGAACGCAAGCUGGUUGGCUCUUGAUCGGAGCGAUAAUGACACUUGGAGUGCCUGUUGUGAAAGGUCUUCUACCACGUAUGUUGUUGCUCUGGCGCAAUGCAUUUCCUCGCUCCACCAAAGAACUCGAUUCGGAAAAAGCCCGUGGAGAUGCUUUCACCUGGCAGGUCACACUCGAAGGUCGUGCGGGUGCUUUGUCUGUUAUGCAUAGUUUUUUGCUCCAUUAUCCGGAAUUGGUUACGGAUGACAUUACACGACGUCUUCUUACACCCAUCGAAAGUGCUUUGGCUAUGUUGAUAAAUUUUACAUCAGUUCUGAAAAGCUAUGGACAACACUUGAAAGCACCAACGGCGAUGGUACGACUGCGUUUGUAUGAGACCCUCACUUUACUGCCAGCGAAUGCUCUGGAAUCUUCCUAUACCCAUCUGCUACGCAUGUUGGUGUCAGAAUUCACUCUCACAGAGAAUCCGGCAAACACGACAACCUCUCUCUUACGGCAAAUGUGCCAUGCGGAUGAUUCCAUUAUUCUGGGGACAUGGCUGCAAGAAACGGAUCAUCGCAGUAUUGAAGAUCAGAUGGAACCAAAUCGUAAAGCCGACCGCGAAUAUCUUCAACCCAACAGUGCUGCAGGUUCCGGAGCUCUCGAGCAUGAUCCUUGUUGUCUGUAUCGUACCAUUACAAGUGGAGAGCAAUGUCCCGGUCCAUUACCGCUGGGUGUCGCUGUAAUAGAUCAGUCGGUUACAUUGUUUGGAUUGAUUUUCCCAAAGGUAGCCAAUAAACACCGGCUGCAGAUGCUAGAGCAUUUUGGGGAAUGCAUCAGACAUGCCAAGAGCUCUCGCCAAGAAGCUGUGCAAAUGAAUAUAUUUACUGCUCUGUUGAGUGGAUUGAAAGGGCUGACAGAAACUAAAUCUGGUAUUGGUCAGGAAGAAGUAAGAAAGAGUGCCACGAACUUGAUAAUUAACGCCCUGAUUUGCACUAAUCCUAUAUUGAGGUGUGCCGCUGGAGAAGCUCUGGGACGUAUUGCGCAGGUGCUGGGUGACUCUCGAAUCACUGCAGAGCUUGCUCAGACUAGUUUCGAUCGUCUCAAGUCGGCACGCGAUGUUGUGACUAGAACCGGUCACUCUCUCGCAUUGGGUUGCUUGCAUCGUUAUGUAGGCGGAAUGGGUUCAUCCCAACAUCUCAACACUAGCGUGUCUAUAUUACUAGCAUUAGCUCAAGAUGGAAGCUCACCUGUUGUGCAGGUUUGGUCUUUAUACGCACUGUCACUGAUUGCAGAUUCUGGUGGACCUAUGUUUCGGGGUUACGUUGAGCCAACACUCUCACUUUGUUUGAAAUUACUGUUAUCCGUACCACAAUCACACGUGGAUGUUCAUCAGUGUAUUGGGCGUGUACUGAGUGCACUUAUAACAACCAUGGGUCCUGAGCUACAAGGUAACAGUACUUCAAUUUGCACUGCUCGGACUUCGCUACUUUGCGCGGCAGCCAUCAUGCAAGCUCAUUCUGAUCCUCUAGUACAAGCAGAAGCUACUGGUUGUUUGCAACAACUUCAUCUCUUCGCUCCUCGACACGUCAAUUUAUCCACGUUAGUUCCUAAUUUGUGUCAAAAUCUAAACAGCAAUUAUUUAAUGCUACGUAAAGCUGCCGUUUCCUGUCUAAGACAAUUAACCACCCGUGAAGCGAAAGAAGUUUGUGAGCAUGCUUUGAAUUUGGUUAGUGACGUUGAUGGUUUCGCGCUUUCUGACUAUGGUUUACCGGGUGUUUUGUUUGGAAUGCUCGAUACUGAAAGUGAUAAUAUAAUGAUCAAAAAUAUUCAUGACACUAUAACAUCAAUGUUACAAAUACUGGCUGCUGAUAAUCUGUCUCAGUGGUUGAGUAUGUGCAAGAAUGUGCUGACCGUUGCUUCAGAAGCUGCUUUAACAGCGGGAGCAACCGAGACGGCAGGAUCCAAGGAAGAUGCGGACGAUGAUGCAGAAGAUAACGAGGGCGAUGAUGACAACAUUGAGUUCCAUGCCGAAGACAAUUUGGUAACCCAUCCGGCUGUUCAACCCCGUUGGCCUACUCGUGUUUUUGCAGCGGAGUGCGUGAGAAAAAUUAUAUCCACUUGUGAAAAUGCCAGCGCAGCUCAUUAUGAUUUAUUGCUAGCAAAAGAAAUGCAAAUUACAAAAUCCCGUGGCGAUUAUCUGGUCUUGCAUUUGUCAGAUUUGAUAAGAAUGGCCUUUAUGGCCGCAACCAGUGAUUCCGAUCAGCUUAGAUUAGAAGGACUGAAAACAUUACAAGAAAUAAUAGACAAAUUCGCACGAGUUCCUGAGCCUGAAUUUCCUGGCCAUCUUUUACUGGAACAGUUCCAGGCACAAGUUGGUGCUGCGUUGCGACCAGCUUUUUCACAAGACACUCCUUCUCAUGUGACAGCAGCAGCAUGUGAAGUCUGUUCAGCGUGGAUUGGUUCUGGAGUUGCGAGAGACCUCAAUGAUCUACGUCGUGUUCAUCAGUUGCUAGUGUCAAAUUUAAUUAAGCUUAAUGAUAAAACAAAUAGUACACAAUUGUACAACGAAAGUAUGGCAACGUUGGAAAAAUUAAGCAUUUUGAAAGCCUGGGGUCAAGUCUACAUAAUGGCAAUGAUGGGCAACGGUACUGCACCCGCUAGCUUGAUGCUGAAAAUGUUGUCUUCUUCCUCGACCACCAUCACAUCAUUGACUAAUGAAAGUCGUUCGACUGGUGAUGAAGAAUUUGGCGACUUUGAAAGUCGCGGAGAGAGUUUGUUGGCGUUAGUGCAACCGGAAUUAGACAAUUUAUCUACUCAUUGGUUAUCAGCUCUCAAAGAUUAUGCAUUGCUUUCAUUGCCAGCGGAUUACGCGAGUCAAUUGCCACACGAUGGUGGAGCAUUCUAUACCAACGACACUAUGAACUUGGCAAAACCAUACUAUUUGACAUCCUGGCCACCGAUAUUGCAUGCUGCAGCGCUGUGGCUUAAUGCUGAAGGAUUUGCUAAGAAUGAACAUGACUUCACAGUGACAAAAGCCAGCAACGAUGAUAAAACAAACGCAAACGAUAUACCUAGUGGUAAAACUAUAGAUAGGUUUAAUCACCAAAAUGCAACUGGGGUGGUGUGUGGUACGAUCUCUCACGGUAGUCUCAGUGCUGACCGUUUUCAUUUGGUAUUCGGUAUAUGUAUGGAAGCUCUCUGUAGUACUCGAACAAACGAAAAACUGGAUAGUGUUAUUGCGUGUUUGCAAUCUUUGUAUACAAUUUUCGAUUCAAAAUGGGCACGUUUAAUGCUAUCCAAAAAUAAAUCGCUGCCUGUUGAGCUAUGUAAUGUUUUACAUCGUUUGAUACUCACGAGGGAUAGUGUUGAAGUUCAGUUUCUAUGUAUUCUGAUAUUGAAGCAGACUAUUAAAGCUAGCAGUGAAUCCUUGGAGUUGGAGAAACAAGAUAAACAAGCUGAAGAAAAAUCUAAAGAUGAGAACGAUAGCAAUGUCGAUGUUGAUAUUCUCGGGGAAGGAGGAGAGGAAGGCGAAAUUUUGCCUGGCAAAUCACAUGUAUACGCGGUAAUGGAAGUUAUUCUCUGUCUCCUGGCACGUCAAAUUCCUGCCAUGAACCCAUCGCAGAGCGCUCGCGUUGCCACCGAACAACUGCAACGUCAGAUGACGCAAGCAAAAAAUGGCCGGUUCAAAUUAUCCGAGGACAACAGCCUGCUGGUGGCGACUGCCAUUCAAAGUAUGUCGGAUCUUACGAAGCUUUGCUCACCAACAGGCGCAGUGUCUAUUCUUCCGACAAUACUUUACCUCACCACCAGUGUCAUAAAAGAAGUGGCCACCAAAUCAAUCACUGAUGAAACUAUCAUAGCCAAUUCUAACAUAAUCCAAGCGGCACUGCAACUGUUAAAAGCCCUAGCCACCGAUUGCUAUGCCAAACACGAACUUUCAUCCGAUGAAUGGAAAAAAUUGUUACAGAGCGCAUUAGGAAAGAUCAUCGAUCUCACCAAAACGGGAUGCGAAGAGACUAAACUGGAUGAAGUGACUAUGAUGCUGGCCAUCGCUGUCUUCCUACUACACACACCAUCGUCCCUGGUAGCGGUACCGAACUUGCAGUACCCCUGUAUUAAUCAUUUUCGACAGUGCUUAAUAAGUGGAUCCCCGAUGGUACGACUGAAGUGUGUACAAACUAUGCGAUCCAUUUUCAUCAACACGGAUUUGAAAAUCGCAACUCCCUAUAUCCAUGCCCUGGCACCGCGACUCGUUGAAAUACUUUUUGCUGAAAACAACAGAUGUCCCCAAAAUGACAUGGAACUUGCAUUUAUUCUGGAAGGCAUAACCAGUUUAGAAGCUUUGACAGCGAUAGCUGAGCCAAACAACCAAGAAUCAAUUCAAGGUACACAAAUGCUAACUUUAUUGGUUCCUAUACUCAUCAAUUAUCUUCUGGAACCGGACCAGUUGAGAAACAAGACCAAACAAUGCGUUCAACUGCACGAGCAGGCAAUCCAGUGGCUAAUGAAAAUUGGACCAAAGUAUCCAUCAGAAUUCAAAUCGUUCAUGUCGCAAGCCCCAGAGCUGCGCAUUAAAUUGGAAGUGGCAAUCAAGCGAAAUCAAAUGAGCGCAAUUCAAGCAAAAAAUAAAAGCGAAGCCGCUAAUGCGGUGGCACGAGCUAGUGCUACACAACAACAGAAACCUACAAUUCAAUUGAAAACUGACUUUAGCAAUUUCAGCACGUAAAGUACAUUACGCUUCGAAAGUAACGAAAAUGUGGAAUUUGAAUUAUGACUAUUAAAAAAACAUUUAAAAUAAACAAUCAUAACCAUAAUUCUGCAUGCCUAACCGCCCGUUACCGGUUUGUUUGUGUAAAAUACAAAUAUCUACUUUUCGUUUAAAGAACCGGAUGGAAUAAAAAAAGUAGUUUCUAACAGUUAUAAUUUUAUUCAGAUUGACUAUGAUGGCAGUAUGCAUAAAUAGAAGUAUCUACUAAACCGGACCUUCAAAAGCCAAGUUUGUUUGACAUUUAGAUUGCAUAAACAUGUGAUGCAUCAAUUUGAGUAUUUUUUCUCUAUCUCAAACAAAUAAUUGUUUUAUCUUAAGCAUUCGGACGGAUCCUUUCGCGAAUUUUAAUAACAAAAAAAGAAAUUUGAAUUGAAACUCUGCGAAGGAUUGAUAUUUGUAUUUUGUUACAAAUGAUAUGACGGUGGGUGAUCAACGGUAACUAAGUAACUGAAAUAUAAGUAUUGGCUGUAUUUAUUACUAGACAAAAUUAGCAAUGUUUCCUACUAAAAUGAAUCAUGUAAAAAUUUAUUUACGUUUUAUUGUAGUUGUAUGACUAAUUGUUAUUUUCAACGUAAUUCAAAUAAAGUAUUACUACCAAUUAUACUUA
Molecule: messenger RNA, 7253 nt
Organism: Wyeomyia smithii (pitcher-plant mosquito)
Lineage: Eukaryota; Metazoa; Arthropoda; Insecta; Diptera; Culicidae
Product: HEAT repeat-containing protein 5B
Exons: 8
Coding region: 236-6604 (2122 amino acids)
Biological process (GO): intracellular protein localization; endocytosis; retrograde transport, endosome to Golgi
Cellular component (GO): Golgi apparatus; membrane; endocytic vesicle
Source: RefSeq, a predicted model, not a curated record